AACACGUGACGGGGUUCGGAGAAGCUGCGCCUCAUAAGAGUGAAGACACAAAGAAAAAGGCUGGAGAGACGCUGGAGGCAGCAGCAGCAGCAUCGACACUUCCAACCUGUUUCCAGAGAGAAGGAGCGCACUCCGGGUGACAACUUCGACUUCCACAAAAACUUCAGCUGCAUUACGAACUAAAAACAAAGGGAUAAAACUGAAAAAAUUAGUAUUGCUAAUUGAAUGCAUGGCUGUUUUUUCUGAGAUCUAAGACUUUUUGUGGUUCAGCAAUGCGCUUCUGGCUCGGAUUUACGCACGACAAUAAAGGGCGAUUCUGCACACUUGAAAUAAUUAUGUAAGGUUGUUCCGUCAUCUCAGACUGCAGUAUUAUCCUCAGACACAGCCAUGAAAUCUGUGCUCGAUGGGGUGGCAGACACCACCUUCCGGACUAUUACAUCUGGGUUGCAGUAUCUAGGCUCCAACGACGCCAACUAUGAUGACCCCAUCAAUGACUUGAACUUAAAGGGCAGCUUGUCCAUGCAGAAGCCCCUGUCUGCUUUUCGCAGCAAGGUACCUGCAGAUGAAGAGCUUAUCCUCAAGGGCAUCCCCUUCUUCCCCACCAAUGCCACAGACUUGUUUGGCAACAGGACCACAUUUAGAGAUGAGACUAAUAAUAUACAAUGUGGCGAGAACUUUAUGGACAUGGAGUGUUUCAUGAUCCUGACUCCCAGCCAGCAGCUAGCUGUGGCUGUCAUGUCUCUGACUUUGGGUACUUUUACAGUGCUGGAGAACCUGGUGGUGCUCUGCGUCAUUCUGCAGUCCCGCACCCUGCGCUGCCGCCCGUCCUACCACUUCAUUGGCAGCCUUGCAGUGGCUGACCUCCUGGGCAGCGUCAUCUUUGUCUACAGUUUUUUGGACUUCCAUGUUUUCCACAGGAAGGACAGCCCCAAUGUGUUUCUCUUCAAGCUGGGUGGAGUCACUGCAUCGUUCACGGCAUCAGUCGGGAGCCUCUUCCUCACUGCUAUCGACCGCUACAUCUCCAUACACCGGCCACUUGCCUACAGGCGCAUUGUAACUCGAACCAAGGCUGUCAUAGCCUUCAGUGUGAUGUGGACACUCUCGAUCAUCAUCGCAGUGCUACCUCUGCUUGGCUGGAACUGUAAACGUCUCAACUCAGUCUGCUCAGACAUAUUCCCCCUGAUUGAUGAGAACUACCUGAUGUUCUGGAUCUUCCUGACCAGUGUCUUGGUUAUUUUCAUCAUCUACGCCUAUAUAUACAUCCUGUGGAAGGCACACCACCAUGCUGUGCGCAUGCUAAGUCGCGCCUCCCAGAAGAGUCUUGUUAUCUAUUCAGCAGAUGGGACUAAAGUGCAGACUACACGCCCUGAUCAGGCACGCAUGGACAUCCGUUUAGCCAAGACCCUGGUGCUCAUCCUGGUGGUGCUGGUAAUCUGCUGGGGUCCCUUGCUUGCCAUCAUGGUGUACGACCUCUUCUGGAAGAUGGACGAUGACAUCAAGACAGUGUUUGCAUUCUGCAGCAUGCUCUGUCUUCUCAACUCCACCGUUAACCCCAUCAUCUACGCCUUGAGGAGCAAGGACCUGCGGCGUGCCUUCCUCAGCUCCUGCAACCUCUGCCGGAGCAGUUCCCAGCAGCUGGACAAUAGCCUCGAGUCGGACUGCCAGAACAGAAAUGCCAACAUUUCUGCCAACAGGGCUGCAGAGAGUUGCGUGAAGACCACUGUGAAAAUAGCCAAAGUAACAAUGUCUGUGUCGACGGAAACAUCUGCUGAAGCUGUCUAAUUAGCCAUCAAGGGGGGAAAAGUGUAAAUGUCAUCCACCUUGAACCCCAUUUCACAUGAAAAGCAAAGGUUGGGCAUUCCAGAAAAUUUCUCUCCUGAAAGUUCUUGACUCUCAUUCUCACACAGAUGCUUUAGUGGCUCCAUUAUUUUAUUUUGGUGGAUAAGUACAUAGAGUGCCAAAGUGCCAAAUGGUAUUGGAAGAUCAUAGAAGGGACUUGCAAUUUGAAAAGGACUUGGAAAGACUAUCAUAAGUCUGCUGUUUGCCACAGACUUCUUGAUAUCCAGUCAGCAAAGGCAUAUUAUAUUUUUGUACUGUGAAUUCAGGUUUUGAAAAACUCUAUCUUCAUUUAUGGGAUAAGGGGCUACUGCAAUUUCUAAGUAGAGAUGUUUUACAGUGUCAUGUAGAACUUGGUAUGUGUCUCGAACCAUACGUAUUACUAUUCAUCGCGCCUUGACUUCCUAUAGGCUUCAUGUUGCAUAAAUGCAUUUUUGAAACUGAAUUUUAAAAAAUAUAUAUUAUUUUGUUCCAGAAUUGUAUGAUUUCUGAUAUCACUCAGAGAAUUAUCAAUGUGUGGGGAGAUAUUUUUGAGAAAUGAAAGGUCAGGUAAAGUUAUAAACCAUGAAAUAUCAACUCGGACUUGUAGGUGUAAAAUAUAUUUACGAAAUCUCAUUUUUCAGUGGUAAAGUGAUUUCUUUACUAGCUGCCUGCUCUUGCAGGGUAAAAUAUCUUUAUUCAGUUAUGUACCAAACAAAUGUACAGUGUUUAAUUGCAAAUGAAGUGUUCCAGUUCAGCUAUCCAGCCAAGUCAAUUCAAACGCCAAGCUUUUUUUGUUUAAAGCCUGAAAGAUAAAAAAAAAAAAACAGAAGAAGAAAAAAAGAGAACAACACAGUGCUGGUCACUACUGUUGGAAAUUAAAAAUGUUUUCAGACUAAGGCUCCUUUUGUCAAAUGUUUAAUUUUAUUGGACUCCGCCUUGUAUGUAUGUGUGGUACCUUGUGACUUAGUGAUCUGUUUCCAACCCUAAAGCCUUUUAAUCAUUGCAGUGAAUUUUUCUUAGUGCUACUGUUGCAUAAAACAAAAGAAACCAAUGCACAGGGCUGUUGAAUUGGUUUUGACGUGACUCUGAAUAACAUAAAAAUAACUGCUGUUAAUUUUUUACCUUUCAAAAUAAAGAAACAAAGGUCAGUGGCUUGUAACUUAAAUGGAAGUUUGUGUGUAAGACUUAUGUGAAGAACAAAACUGACCUUAGAUAAUCCAACAUAGCAAAGAUGUGGUUUUUUCUGAUAGAUGAUGUAGAACUUUUAAUCUAGAAAUCUCACAGCAGAAUUGUUCUGUAAACAUUUAUCUCAUUGUGAAGUUUUCCAGACAGCUGUUUAUCAAUAUGCUUCUGCUGGCUCUUGUAAUUUUAAAUAUUAAAGAUCAAAUGUCAACUUGUGGCUUAUGUACAUUGGUGGCAUAAUGAGGAAUCUAUGACUUCAAAAUCACCUUCGGUCAAGUGUUUCUGGUAUUGCUGUGUUAAAACUUUUGAAUAAAGUUGCAGCUGGUGUCAUGUUG
This is a messenger RNA of Xiphophorus maculatus (southern platyfish), 3335 nucleotides long. RefSeq names its product cannabinoid receptor 1 (gene cnr1). The record is from RefSeq and is a predicted model, not a curated record. Gene Ontology annotation, biological process: G protein-coupled receptor signaling pathway. Gene Ontology annotation, molecular function: cannabinoid receptor activity. Gene Ontology annotation, cellular component: membrane. Bases 388 to 1782 code for a protein of 464 amino acids. Lineage: Eukaryota; Metazoa; Chordata; Actinopteri; Cyprinodontiformes; Poeciliidae. The transcript is spliced from 2 exons.